Molecule: messenger RNA, 1206 nt
Organism: Schizosaccharomyces cryophilus OY26
Lineage: Eukaryota; Fungi; Ascomycota; Schizosaccharomycetes; Schizosaccharomycetales; Schizosaccharomycetaceae
Exons: 2
Coding region: 145-717 (190 amino acids)
Source: RefSeq, a predicted model, not a curated record
GACAGUGAUUUACCGCAGUACAGCCAGCUCCCUUAUUCACAUCUGGAUGAUUUGGAAAAGGGUUGUUUAUGUUUGCAUCCAAACCUCGCUCCCUCGUAUUCUGAAAACAAGAGGGACGAAUUGUCAAACGACGCUUCUGCAGCAAUGGGUUCAGACUACUGGAGUGCGUUUUGUGGUAGUGUUAAGAGCGGAUUCUUGUAUAUUUCUAGUCCAGCGGCAUUUGCGAGAAUUCCACCUGCUGCAAAAAGAACGACAAAUGAAGGACUCCGAGUUUUUUGGUGUUAUUUAUUCUCACUGAUACUUGAUUUUUCAUUUUUAUAUUACGUUCUCUUUCCUUUUCUAAAGAAUAAUAUGCUGAAAGAUACUUCCAUAAAGGUUCAGUAUAGUGUAGCAGCUAUUCUUAUCAUCUUGGCCUUUUGGUUCUCUCUAAACUUGGUUUCAGUUUUAUUGGAUUCGUUAUUUUUAAUAAUGGAAUUUCUGUUGGGUUGGGUUGCCUAUGUUAUAGGCUACGAAAUGACAUUUGAAGGAACCGAGUCGACGGGAGAAAAUCAACUCCCACUUCAUGCAAUACCUCUUGAAUCUCUAGACGAGCCAAAGAACUCUAAUAGUCUUAGAGAUGAGGAACCAUCUUCUGAACAUUUCGAACAGUAUGUAAGACGACAACAACACCAAUCUAGGGAUAGUGAAAGCGGUAAAAAUCUGCAGACCAGCAACUAACUCUUUCUCCCCUUAACUUUUAAUACAUUUUGUAAGUUUACACUUGCUCUAUUUAUUAAUUUUGAAACCGGAUUUUCUGCUCUAAGGAACUGUUUCUUGUUCUUCUCUUUCUCUUCUCUACUUGCAUAUUAGGUGUUCUUGUUUUUUCAAAAGGUGUUGCUUAUGUUUUUGUUCUCUUUCUUUCUGCAUAUUUGGGCAUGAAGUCAUUGACGUUUAGCUUUUGUACAUACUGUAUUAUUCGUUGCUCUCUUUCCGCUUGAAUUUGCAUUUCUUUUGAUUCGCAUUUGCAGUUGCAGUUGCAUUUGCAUCCGUGUAGCAUUUUUUAAUUUUCAUGUUGGAUAGCCUUGGGUUAUUUGUUUAGUUUUCUUUUUAUUCUAGUUGUUUAAUGAAGUUUUGAUAAACAUUCGUCAAGUUUAUAGCUUGCUGUUACGGGAAUAAGCAUAGGAGAAAGAAUACCUUACCUUACCUGGAAGAGAAUCAACCUUCCGG